Hepatospora eriocheir is the source of this 195-nucleotide messenger RNA. The record is from the annotation of a GenBank genome assembly. NCBI's taxonomy places the organism in Eukaryota, Fungi, Microsporidia, Hepatosporidae.
AUGAAUUUAAAUAAUGAACGUAAUGAUAAUAAAAAGUUGAAUAUUUUAAAUAAGAAUUUAAGUAUUGAUGAGUUAGAUAGAUUGAUAGAAUUAUAUAAAGAAAAGAUAGAAGAAUGCACUGAAUUAUUAAUUAAUGAAUUUGAUAUUAAAAGAGAAGAUCUUAUAAAUUUCUAUGGAGAAAAAUAUUUUAAUUAA